AUGGUGGACUGGGGUUCAGGGAUUUGGAAGGCUUUAAUACAACUUUGCUCGGAAAGCAGCUUUGGCGCCUAUAUCAGAGGGAAGACUCUCUCAUUGCACGCAUCCUCCAAGCAAAAUAUCACAGGAAUCCCAACUUACUCGACGCAAGGGUGGGGCACAGCCCUAGCUUCAUAUGGAGAAGUCUCCUUAGCUCGCAGGAAUUCCUAA
Linum tenue is the source of this 207-nucleotide messenger RNA. NCBI's taxonomy places the organism in Eukaryota, Viridiplantae, Streptophyta, Magnoliopsida, Malpighiales, Linaceae. The record is from the annotation of a GenBank genome assembly.